AUGGAGGAGGGUGAAUUGGAGGAGGGUGAAUUGGACGAGAUGGACAGGGAUCUACAGUUUCCAACGUGUCAAAUAAGUAAAAGAGUAACAACAAGAACAAUUGCUACUUUACUGUUCCAAGUGCUCUGCUGUACUUUUAUUGUAUUUUCAAUGGAGACGGAGAGCCAACGGUGCGAGAAUGUGAAGGAGGAUGGGGAAUUGGACAAGUCUGACUGUACAUUGACAGUGUGGAAUGUCUCAAACAAGCGCUGCGAGAUUCAACCUCAACCUCCUCCUGGACCCAGGCGAAAGGCAGAAGGCAAGAGGUCGAGGAAAGGAGAGACGAAACACUCAACUGGAACCACAGAGGAUGCACCGGCCAAUGUCGAUACAGUAACAGGCAGUCAAGACAGUGCCCAGAAAAAGACCAAUCAGGCUGGGGUCAUUAUAAGCCAAGAAAGGGGAGGAAAAGCAAGUGGGUCCAAAAGGACUGCUAAGCAGGCUCAGGAGCCUGAAAACAAUCAGGAAGAGAGGACAGCGAAAAAGGCGAAAACUGACAAGGGCGGCAGUAAGAAAGUCAAAAAAGUCAAGGAAAAGGAGUAUGCACGUGUGAUAAAGAGAGGAGCUCCCCCACCAGCCGAACCUCAUCAACAAGUAAAUGAUGAUAACAUUGAGGACUCAGUUGUCGAAAUGGGAUAUGCCUCAUCCGGAAAUGAGGAGCAUCAUGAGAUUGACCAGCCCACAAUAACACGGGUCAAUGACAGCUUUGAUUUUUCCGAAGAUGAGGAGCAUCAUGAGAUUGACCAGCCCACAAUAACACGGGUCAAUGACAGCUUCGAGUUAUCCGAAGAUGAGGAGCAUCAUGAGAUUGACCAGCCCACAAUAACACGGGUCAAUGACAGCUUUGAUUUUUCCGAAGAUGAGCAACAUGUGAUUGACACGCCCACAGUAACACGGAUCAAUGACACGUACGAGUUUUCCGAAGAUGAGGAGCAACAUAAGAACGACCAGCCCCUAGCAACAAGGGCUAAAUAGCUUGGGAAGAUGGUAUAUCCGCCCACUCAGAAGCCAUCCAGCCAAAAGUCAUCCCACAACCAAAGGACUCGUGCAGGUGUGCCCCUUAUGCACAGCGCACACGUGAGAUCUGUCUGGCUAACCAGAGAAUGCUGAGGCAAAUUCUUACUCUACUAAAUUCAGACCAGACAUACCAGAGCAGCAGCACGUUUUCUGACCAUUAUGACGAAGGGGCCUACAUAGCGGACAGUGAGGAGACACCCCCAAAAGGAGUGCCAGAGAACAACUUUGACAUGUCCCCAACAAAGAUUUUUGCUCCAAGGAAGACAAGUUCAUCUAUCCCCAACCUGGCACUGCUGCUUGUCCGGCAACUUUUCACAGAAGAAGAAAUGGCUUCAUCCAAUUGCCGUGGAGUGAAAGGCAAACAGCAACUGGACAGCACACGAAUGAACUUUGUAAAAAAAGCUAUCGGUGCGUAUGCCCCAGUUUCACCUGGGUGCUAUGAUGUGUAUUGGAAAAAACAGUGUGUGGCAGCUAUAGAUGAAGGUUGUAGGAGGCUGAAGAGGUCAAAAGUAAAGUUGAAUUUAAGCUAGUUGCCCCUUUUUAUUAUAUCAACCACACUAUGAAUAAAUCUGUUACUCUCGAUAUCAAAAAACGAUAAUUGUUUUAAUGCUUCUCAAAAGCGUAAAGCAUUUUAUGGAAUAAUAUUUCAACGGAAGUCUUUCACCAUUACCUUCUGUAGAUCUGUCUAAUGGCUUUAAGUAAAUUAUGGAUAUGAUGAGCUUUUCAAAGAAUUGUGGUUUCCUAAUUAUUGAUUCAACUACAAAAAUAAUUUCAUGUUAAUAGUUAUAUUUGAGUGGAACAAAUUUAGAUACUUGUUGUUUCUGUCGUUUUUAUUGUCUUCUGUGCCUUAAGCAUCUUAAAACUCUUGUAUUAUCGUUUCCUUUUUUUUAAUACGUUUUCAUUAUUACUGAUAAUUGCUGGCCUUAAUGAUCGUAUACAUUCAUUUGUUUUUCAACAAUAAUUUAUUCUUUAAGGGAAGCCAAUUUACUUUAAAUAGAUGUUUGUCUAGUACUGUAGAAUUUUCUUAAUAAAAUUUUCACAGCUUCUAUACAGUUGUUUUUGUAUUUUAUAAUAAUACAUUGUAUGUA
Molecule: messenger RNA, 2144 nt
Organism: Asterias rubens (European starfish)
Lineage: Eukaryota; Metazoa; Echinodermata; Asteroidea; Forcipulatida; Asteriidae
Exons: 11
Coding region: 1-1014 (337 amino acids)
Source: RefSeq, a predicted model, not a curated record